AUGGAGCACGAGGGGGGUGAAGAGGGGCCGGCUCCCACGGAGGACGGGCCGGCGCAGCUGCAUAAGCUUCCCACGAGGGCACCCAGGCGAAGCAACAGCGGCGGGGACGAGAAUCUCGGGGCAGCGGGAAGAAGCAUCGGCUUCAGCUCCCCGGUUGCAGCAACCCCUCGACGCCGCCAGACUAAUAUGUCCACAGGCAAAUCGCAGUCUGUGAGGGGACCCAUGGGCUCUUCCUCGGUGGACGCUUCGAUGUGGGUGCCGGACGACAUGGCGCCCAACUGCUGCGUGUGCAAGGCGGAGUUCGCCGUGUACAGGCGUCGGCACCACUGCAGGACGUGCGGGAGGGUGACGUGCGACGAUUGUUCCUCGAAGCGCAUCAGAGGGGACCGGACGUGCUUGCUGUGCUGGGACCGGAUAGGGAGGAAGAUGUCCGGACUUGGCCUGCCCUCCAACGACGACCGGGCCGCGGCUGGCGCCGCUGGCGCCGCUGGCGCCGGAGGCGUCCGCAAGUCUGCUCUGUUUUCGCUCAUUGAGGAGGAGCGCUACAACCGCAGUUUCGUCCGGGCCGACGGCAAGACUGUCAGCUACUCCGUCGCCGGGGUUCCGGACGGACUUCCGGUCUUCCUGUUCCUGGGCCUCGACUCUCACAGGCACUCGGCCGCCCACUUCGAGGACAUCGCUCGCCGCCGGGGCCUGCAGCUGAUCUGCAUCGACAGGCCCGGGAGGGGACGCUCCGAUCCCAUACCUGUCCCGGAGGUCGAUGCCGAGGCGGGGGCCGAGGUGGACGUUCAGGGCUUGAUAACGGAAGCGACGGAAGCCGCCGUGGUCGACACGAUCAAGCAGCUGUGCGCAAAGCUGCGGAUAGGGAAGGCGGCAAUGGUGGGGCAGUCGGUCGGGGCGGUGUUCGCGAUGGACUGCGCCCGAAAUGAGGAGCUGAAGGACGUCUUCGAAGGCACUACGGUGUGCCUGGUGUCGCCGUGGGUACCGCUGGCAGCUAGAGGGUGCAACACCUUCCUCCAGAAGGCGUCCUCUAUGCCGGCGCUGACGAGCACCGUCGGCCGUCUCGGCGGCGAGAUGAUGGUGAAGCAAGUUGGGGACAUGGCGAGGGGGUCUAGCGGGGCCAGCGAGGUGGAGAAGGGCUACUUGGAGGCACCGUACACGCAGGACCUGAUCAAACACGUGUCCGGCCUUAAGGAAGGGAAGGGGUCCAUCAAGAACGAGGUAUUUCUUGCCCUGCACAACAAGGGGCCGGAAGAGGCCAUGGAGCGGUGUACGGGGGUCAUCCACCCCGUCAAGAUAUGGCACGGAAGGUCGGACCAGCUGGUGCCGUAUGCGGCGACGAAGUGGCUCGAGCGCUCGCUACCGUCCUGCACGAGCGCGGUCAUACCCGGGGGUACCCACGCGCUCGUUUACGACAAGGGAAGCAUGGAGGAGGUCUUUACGGCCGCGCAGAAGGGGGUCCAGGAGGCCCGGGUAAGCAAGGAGCAGUGGAAGCGCAAGUCUACCGCCCGUUUCACGGCCCGGCGACUAGGCAGCCAGCUGUCGUACGUGGCUUCGAACGUUUUCUCGCCGCGGGAUGACACGUCCCCUUCGGCGGCGGCUACGGCGGCGGCGGCCGCGGGCGCGACGGCGGGCAUGAUGAGCCCUCGCUCCACCAAGAAGGUGGAUCAGGCGACGCCGAGCGAAGUGACGGCGGUGCAGGAAGGGCAAGCUGCUGGCAAGAAGGAAGACCCACUAAACCUCCGAAAAAUGGUCGCGAAGGCUAUCUCGAGGAACGCCAGCGGCACCCCCGAUUCCUCGGCGCACUCGCUCGCGUCCGCAGCGAACAACAGCCGCCACAACGCGGGGACGAACUGCGGCAGCAGCGGGCAUGGCAGCGGCAGCGGGCACGGCAACGUCAGCGGGCAUGGCAGCGGACACGGCGUCGUUGGAAUGGGAAGCGGCCACGGAAGCAGUGGGCAUAGCCUCAGCUGGCACAGCAACGGCGCGGGCGGCGGGGGCAGCGGCAGCGGCCACGGAACCGCCGGUCGGCGCCUGUCCGCCCUGUCCUCGUCAAGCACCGGUAGCCGGCACGGUCCCGGUAGCAGCCGUCAUGGGUCGGAGUCGGCGCCGCCGCCUAUCCCCGAGAACGGGGAGCUUGUCGGCACCCUGGACAGUUCCGGUGGGAGUGGCAGCAGCAGCCCCGCGGGACUGCUCGGCGAAAUCGGGAAGCAGUUCAGCCUUGCUCUCAACGGGUCUUUCGGCCACGAGGGGAGCGAUACAGGGGAGGCUUCGAUGCCGCCGCCGCCGCCGCCGCCGGUGGCAAAGCCGAGAGAUGCGGGGGCGACGGCGGAGAAAGGCCUUCAGGACACUUCGUCUCAUUCGGAGAAGACCGGGGACAUGGAUCAGGGGCGAGAUGGCGGUGGUGGCGGCGGGGAAGACGAAGCUACCAAUCUCGACGCCGACGCGAGUGGCGACAACCGCUUUGGGCGUGCCUUCACCGGUGCCGGUGCCGGCGGUGGCACGCCGCACUUGAACGACGGCGGGCGCGACGAAUCGAUGGGGCCGGCAGAACGCGCGUUUGCGGCCGCCUUCGGCGGCGGCGGUGCCGUCUGCAGCACUCCCCGCGUGACCUCACACCCGAAGCUGUCGUUCGGCACGCCCGUGACGGAACGCGUUGUCUCCACGUCGACCAGCGCUUCCGUCUACGGCACGCCGAGUCGGGUCACGCCGAGCGCGUCCGUCUUCGGCACGCCUCUCAGGGGUUUCGCCGCGGACACUGCCGGGCCCAGCGCCGGCAGCACCGCCGGCGGUAGCGGGCAUGGCUCCGCAGGCCCCGUCCGCAAGAGCUCGUUCGCGAUCGAGGGUGUGGUGGCGGUGGACAAGGUGGCGGGGUACGAGGCGGCGAUGGCGAACUGGCCGGCGGGGAAAGUGGAGGGGAACCCCGCGUGGGAGGAGUGGAGCUCGGCGAAGAAGCUGGUGUGCCACCUUGUCACCGCGGGCUGUUUAGCCGUGAUCGUGCUCACGUGGUGAUGGUUGUGCGCCGUGGUUGUGGAGGGGAGAACCUCUAUUUUUUCGUUUUGGCGAUCUCGCUUGUGGCUGAAGUUAUCGGGCCAGCGCCCCACGUGCUGAGAGAUGGCAAGAGGCGCUGUGGUGGUUUUAAUGUUCGGUUUUGACAAUCGGUGCUGGCAAGGGGGACGAUCCAUCCCAUGAGUGAUUAUCUUUGUGUUUGCUAUUUGGUGUACGUGGAAAGAGAAUGCCUUGACUUUUAAAGAAAAACUUACUACUGUCAGCGCAUGUUAGUUAUCUGUUACAUACAGUCCUUGGUAUUAUAGUUGGUUCGGCCGGCGUGCUCACCGGAAAUUCAUAUCUACAGCAGUAGGUUGGUGCAACAAGCAAUGUGGAAGAUUGUUCGUUCACGUGUUUGCCCGGCGAUAGCAGCCACCGGCCGAAGUAGGCCCUGAGGAAUUGAAUGUUUCCGGAGGCGGUAGGAUUCGUACUCGAGGUCUGUUAGGUUUCUUGUAUGUCUUCGACCUAUUUAGUUGUCGUGGGAGGCAGCCUACCGGCAGCUUUCCCCGUGCUCGACGUGUUCACGUGUUGUGCCCUCUGAUGUGUGAGUGUUGGUCGUGUUCGCCUUGCAUGGUGAUUAUUCGCGUCGUGGAAACACGGCACAGCAACAAACAGGGCAUAAGCAAGCAGAGAUAAGCAAGCAGAGCAUAAGCAAGCAGAGCAUAAGCAUACCGUAACAAGACAUGGCAGCGUCCUUGGCUUAUAUCGAAUCGUUUUAUGCAUAGAAAAAUUACUUCCGUUGUUGGGCACGUGUUUCAUUGAAUGUUGGGGAGGUAUAUUCACUCAGGGGUGCGCCGACCAGAGUAUUUGCCUCCCGAUUUGUUCCCUGCGUGUUUUUGGCGAAAGUCAUUCAAUUUUUGGGAAGCUGCCAACAGGCGGGUGGGGCAUGUGUGUUGUUAGACGGGAUGGGCGAAGGCUUGGGGCCGGUGUUGUUGUCAUCAGACAAGUACCGUAGGUUGAGUAAGAUAUCACAUCCCCUGGGAACGAUUUUCGAAGCUCGGUACCUCGGCAGGAGAAUCAGUGACGGUGCCGACAAUGGCGGCAUUGGAACCGUCUCGUCGAGAGCUUUCCGAUAACAAACGUAUACUGCAAUUUCAGCAUCCUCUUCGUCGUGGGGUAAUCGAGCUUUGAAAAUCGGUCCACGCGGUGUGGCAUCUGAGGCAACCUAGGGUACCUUGCUGCGUCGAUCGUGUGUGACGAUUUUUCUCUGUGUUGUUGGGGGGGGUGUCGGUUAGCGUGGGCGUCCGGCGGCUUUGGAAAACUCCGAACAUGGAACACCACAGAUUGGGACAUUUUUUCGGGGGGAGCCAGAUCGUGGCAUCG
Messenger RNA from Ectocarpus siliculosus, 4371 nucleotides. NCBI's taxonomy places the organism in Eukaryota, Phaeophyceae, Ectocarpales, Ectocarpaceae. The record is from the annotation of a GenBank genome assembly.